Messenger RNA from Urocitellus parryii (Arctic ground squirrel), 518 nucleotides. NCBI's taxonomy places the organism in Eukaryota, Metazoa, Chordata, Mammalia, Rodentia, Sciuridae. The record is from RefSeq and is a predicted model, not a curated record.
GGUCUCGCGAGUACUGCUCCUGGAGUCCUGACUGAAGCUGGGGAGCGCGGGUCUCUGUGGCGCGAACUGACUGGGCGUUUCCAUUAUCKGCCUUUCACUACAGGAGCCAUAUAUUGAAGAUAAUGUCUGGAAGCUUCUACUUUGUAAUUGUUGGCCACCAUGAUAAUCCAGUUUUUGAAAUGGAAUUUUUGCCAGCUGGGAAAGCAGAAUCCAAAGAUGAYCAUCGUCAUCUGAACCAAUUCAUAGCUCACGCUGCUCUUGACCUUGUGGAUGAAAACAUGUGGCUUUCAAAUAAUAUGUAUUUGAAAACUGUGGACAAAUUCAAUGAGUGGUUUGUGUCAGCAUUUGUCACUGCAGGGCAUAUGAGAWUUAUUAUGCUUCAUGAUAUAAGGCAAGAAGAUGGAAUCAAGAACUUCUUUACUGAUGUCUAUGAUUUAUAUAUAAAGUUUGCAAUGAAUCCAUUUUAUGAACCCAAUUCUCCUAUUCGAUCAAGCGCAUUUGACAGAAAAGUUCAGUUU